This is a messenger RNA of Ictidomys tridecemlineatus (thirteen-lined ground squirrel), 4293 nucleotides long. It is a transcript of the gene Rassf6, whose product is annotated as Ras association domain family member 6. Gene Ontology annotation, biological process: signal transduction. The record is from RefSeq and is a predicted model, not a curated record. Lineage: Eukaryota; Metazoa; Chordata; Mammalia; Rodentia; Sciuridae.
AUAGAAAAGAGCAAUAAUUAAUAGCUUCUCCGGGUUGCUAAUUGCGUGGGGGCCACUGCAAGCGCGGAGCCCCGAGCCAUGCUCAGGGAGCACGCGCGACGCCCACGCUGGUCUCAGACUUCCCCUGCAGGUGAGUGACUGGAGGAGCCCCAGGACAGACAGGCAGAGACAGGAGAGCCCUGUCUCCCGCAGCCAGCCUCCGACCCAGUCCAGGAACAAACUCUCCCGUGCAAGUUCAGCCCAAGGACUGCGGUGAAAAGGCUCCUCCCGCUCACAGUGUGAACAACAGGGUAUCCUCAUACCGUCUCAAAAGGGGGUGAAGAUGACUAUGAUGGCCCACCAGUACCCUUCCUGGAUCUUCAUCAAUGAGAGGACGUUCAUAACCAGGGAACAGCUUCAUUCUUUAUUGAAGACCUAUAACAUUUUUUAUGGGAACCAGGAAAAUUUGCAUAUUUUAUAUGGCCAGACUGAAGAUGGGAAACUAAUUGUUGAAGGAAUGCUGGACAUUUUCUGGGGAGUGAAACGACCUAUACAGCUGAAAAUACAAGAUGACAAGCCAAUCUCUUCUUUCACUAUGUCAAAGUCACCAGAUGUAUUUUCUAACAAAGGGAGAAUGACACGCUGGGGGGAAUUUGAUGAUCUUUAUCAUAUCAGUGAGCUGGAGAGGACCCAGAUUCCAUUGUCUGAAGCAAGCAAUUCCCAGGAAGACUAUUUAUCUUAUCACAGCAGUACUCUGAAGCCAUAUGCAUAUGAAGAACCAGAGUCCCCAUUGCUCUAUAGAACCAUGAGUGAAGCAGCCCUGGUAAGAAAAAGAAGGAAGCCUCCAAUGAUGGACCGAAAAGACAGACAGAGCCAUCGGGCCUCUAUUAAUGGACACUUCUAUAACCAUGAAACAUCAAUUUUCACCCCGGCCUUUGGAUCAGAAACUAAGGUCAGAAUAAACAGUACCAUGACAACUGAAGAAGUAAUAAAGCAACUUCUCCAAAAAUUUAAGAUUGAGAAUAGUCCUCAGGAUUUUGCUCUUUACAUUAUUUUUUCAACAGGAGAGCAGAGACGGCUAAAAAAGACAGAUAUCCCACUACUGCAGAGGCUUCUACAAGGACCUUCCAAAAACAAUGCUCGAAUUUUUCUCAUGGAUAAAGAUGCAGAAGAAAUUAGCAGUGAUGUGGCGCAAUACAUUAACUUUCAUUUUUCCCUCUUGGAGUCCAUUCUUCAAAGAUUAAAUGAAGAAGAGAAGAGAGAGAUUCAAAAAACGAUAGCAAAAUUCCACACAGAAAAGGCCAUUCUACUGAAAUGUCUUCAAAGUAAACGGAAAGUAAAAACAGAGACGACAGUUUAGUAAUACAGGCCUCUAUUACUAAAACAUGUCAACAGAAUUACAGAGAGAUUGCUAUUUGACAAAUGCAUAAAGUCUGCACUAGCCUUCAAACCAUUACCUGUGACUUUGAACUGGUAGAAAACCAAAUGUUGAAACAGCUUGUUUUUCUUUGAAGUGAUGAGGUUAACCAGGGUUCAUGUUUAGACUAAAAUGAGUUCAAAUCUAGUUUCAGUAACUGAAAUAAUUUUGGAUACUGUGUAUUCCAAAAAUAUCUAUUAUCGUAAAAUGUGUAAUGAACAUAAGUUUAGGUGGCAUUUUUAGAUAUUAUGCAGGUCAAACUUCUUUCUGCUUGAAUUCUCAAGAGAACUGAAAUAUCAGCAACUAACAGAGAAAUGACUGGAAGUAAAAACUGCCAGUUCUUGAAAUGAACGAGAAUCACAUUCUUACACCAUCAAGGAGCUGACAGUCACGGUGUUCCACAUCUCCUUGAACAAGCUGACAUUUUCAUUAAAGCCAGGAUUGUGUCUCUUUGAGUUGAUGACUGUAAUAUUACAGCUAUCUAUCUUUUGGGAAGGAAAAGAUUAUGGAGUCUGCUAAGAGAUCCAAAUUAUCAUUUUCUCAGUCUUGGCCCUUUUUUCUUUCUCUGCUCUACUAAGCACUUUCAAAACUAUUCUUAAAAUUGAACUCCCUUUCUUUAUUUUUCCAAGCAAAUAUACCACAAAGACUUAAUAUAUUGCAUUAGAUAAAACCAGACUUGGCCACAAAUAUCUAUUUUUGGCUGAAUGAGUACAGUGGAUAAAGCAAAGCUCCGGUGGCUGUGCCAGGCAGAGGUCUGGAGCUGUGCUGUCGAAGCACCCUGUUCUACAAGACACACUUGAGGUACUUACAAUCUGCUAAGCUCAUCUUGAAAAAACACGCUCAGAAGAAAGAAAUGCUACAAGUUCCAGCUAUGAUUUUAUUUAUGAAUCUGUAUUAAAAUGAAGAAUGGUGCAACAUUCUUCCACUCCCCAAACUACUUCCACUUGAAUUUUUCAUAAGCAUUGUGUUAUAUUGUUGGUCAUUGCAUAUUCUAAGGAAUAAGGUUGUAUGUAAUAAACCCAGGUGAAAGAUUAAUUAUUAACAUUAAAAUGUGAAACAUUUUUAAGACAGAGGUAUUACUUACCAUUAUCACAAAAAUCUGAAUUGGUUGAAAAUGAAAGUGUACUAUGACUUUUUCUGUUACUCUUUUACUGAGUAAAAAAGAGGCUUCUACUUUUAUCAUCAAUGAGUUAAUAGGAAAAUAGUUUUGUCUCACUAAAAUAAGAUAAAUGUGAUAGUUAAAAUUCAAACUACUUUAAAAAAUUAAGGCAAUAUCAAGUGCCUUCUAUAAAUGAUAAACAUUAACAUAUUGAAAAUCUACAAAAUGCAUAAGUACCAAGCCUUGCAUAGAAAAUAAAAAGAUAUAUGUUAUGAAAUGAUAUGAAAAGAAAAAUCCCAGAUGAGGAAGUACAAAUGGCAACUGAGUAUAGGGAAAAAGUUGUAUCUUUAACAGUGAUCACCUCUUUGUGUAUGUGCUCAAUCAGCAGACAGAAACAUACAGUAACUUAAACAAAGAAUUAUGAAGUCAUGAUCGGAGAGUAUGUGUAAAGAUGGUAAGAGAACGUGAAAGGGUACCUAAGGCUGAGGGAGACAACCCUAAAAAGGAAGAAAUUGGAAUGAGGAUUUCAGAAUUUACUGGGAAUGGUGUGGUUGCAGCCCCCUGGAUAGAAGUUAGGGAGGCUGCCCAGGCCAGAACAGCAGCACACUUGCUGGGCAAGCAGGAACUAACCUUUGGAGUGUGACUAGAUGAGGGAGAUACACAGGGGGACUAGGAGCUUUGUUGAAGGUGGGCACGAAGACUAGGAGCUGAAGGGGCUGUUUUGCAGGAAUCUAGAAUAAUACUGUAUAAGAUUUAGGCUGGGGCAUCUUCGAGGCUGCAUGGAACAAAUGCCAGGAAAGAAGCACGCUAGAUCACUGACCCCUUGAGUCUGCAAGCAGACACUGUGCUCAGAUGUGACAGCAGCAAUUUGAGCCAAGGAAGAGGCCUGUACCUGGGCUUCAGGGUAGACCAUCAUUGCCCAAAUCAAAAGCUGGAGAAGCAGAUGGAGAAACAAAUGCUGAAGAAAGCUGCACCCUACAGGCAACUUGGGCUGGAGAAACCACUCUGAGCAGAGUGGUGAAGCAAAGUCCUAUAUCCGGGAAUCUGGCCUGCCAGCUCCUAGGAAUUAAGAAAGCCUCCUUUCACCUGCAUCGCCCUCUGCUGGCAAAGCAUGACAUCAUGUAAACUGCAAAGGAAACAUUUAAAGUGCUGAUGCUCAUUUUCAUAACAGCAGGCAACGAACUGAACUUGGAGUUGAAAAACAAUAACAUAGUAACUAGCAUGUCAACAGAAGACAAAUUCUAUUAGCAAAGAUAAAGAAAUGUUAACUACUCAAUAAAUCACAAUGAGAUGGGCACCCCGACAAAUGAUAGAAAUACAAAUAGGUGUGAUUUUUUUUUGAAGACAAGAGUUAAUAGUAAGCUUAUUCUAUAAUUCUACAUGAAAGAUCUUAUAUAGAAAUAGAGAUGCAAAGACAUUCUUCAAAUAUAAUGUCAUUUAUUGUGACAAAAGGAAGUGAAAAACAUAAAUGUCCAAAAAAUAGGAAAAAGAUUUAAGAAGAAACAACACAUUUACUCAGAAAAUGUUAUGUGGUCAUUAAUUUUUUUUUCCAAAUUUGAAUUAUAGAGCUAAAUUUUCUUUAUAUAGUUAAGUAAGAAUAUAUACAUAUUGCAAAAUAUUUAUUAUCAACCAGAUACAUGUGUUUAUAUGUGUACAUGCACACACUAAUAUUUGUAUGUGUACACACAAAAAAAGAAUGUUAAAUGUAAUUUUGUCUGUACUACAGAAUUAUGAGUGAUUAUGUAUUUCUAGUUUUGCUAUACUUAUUAAGCGUUCUAUAAUAAAUGUGUUAAAUGGU